Messenger RNA from Miniopterus natalensis, 2504 nucleotides. It is a transcript of the gene HCCS, whose product is annotated as holocytochrome c synthase. Gene Ontology annotation, biological process: cytochrome c-heme linkage. NCBI's taxonomy places the organism in Eukaryota, Metazoa, Chordata, Mammalia, Chiroptera, Miniopteridae. Gene Ontology annotation, cellular component: mitochondrion. Gene Ontology annotation, molecular function: holocytochrome-c synthase activity. The record is from RefSeq and is a predicted model, not a curated record.
CGGCGGUGGCGGUUCUCGGGCCGCAGUUGGAAGUUUGAGGCGGGGCCGGCCGCCCGGAGCAGCUCGGACGGGAGUCAGGCGAAUUUAGAACUGUUCGGAUUCCACGCUGCGGUUCCAACCAUGGGUUUGUCUGCGUCCACCCCUGCUGUUGCAGUUCAGACCUCAAAUGCUUCAGCUAACCAGACUAUGUCCCAGCCUUCAGGAUGUCCAAUGCAUGAAGAAAAGAUGAAAGGUUGUCCAGUGAGUGCAGAGCCAUCUGACUCAACCUGUGAGAGCAAAACCAGUUCUGUGCCUGCCCACCAAGACCGUGCCUACGAGUAUGUGGAGUGCCCUGUUACGGGUGCUACAACCAAGAAUAAGGACCUGGAUCCUUCUAAUCUGAUGCCACCACCUAAUCAGACACCGGCCCCUGAUCAGCCAUUUGCACUCUCUACUGUGAGGGAGGAAUCAUCCAUUCCGAGAGCAGAUUCAGAAAAAAAGUGGGUGUAUCCUUCUGAGCAGAUGUUCUGGAACGCGAUGUUAAAGAAAGGGUGGAAGUGGAAGGAUGACGACAUCAGCCAGAAGGACAUGUAUAAUAUCAUUAGAAUCCACAACCAGAAUAAUGAGCAGGCCUGGAAGGAGAUCUUGAAGUGGGAAGCCCUCCAUGCUGCGGAAUGUCCUUGUGGUCCCUCAUUGGUCCGGUUUGGAGGGAAAGCCAAAGAGUACUCGCCCCGGGCAAGAAUCCGCUCCUGGAUGGGGUAUGAGCUGCCUUUCGACAGGCACGACUGGAUCAUCAACCGUUGUGGGACGGAAGUCAGAUACAUCAUUGACUACUAUGAUGGUGGUGAGGUCAACCAGGAGUACCAGUUCACCAUCCUGGACGUCCGGCCUGCUUUCGAUUCACUUUCGGCGGUGUGGGACAGGAUGAAGGUCGCCUGGUGGCGCUGGACCUCAUAACCACUAUAACCACUGUUUUGUUAGAGAUGGGAAAAUAUCAACUAUUUUUUUUCUGAGGGAUACGUUAAACUAUUUUCCCCAAAUUGAAUUGCACUCAUGAUGUAUUGGGAAGGUUAAGCAGGUAAUGACCUUAAACUUCACUUAGCGAAGGACAGCCUGUACGUGUUCUUUUCAGCUUUGUUUUCAUACUACAGUUGAUGGCAGAUCAUUUUAAGUUUCCUUCCCACUUAGCUUAAGUGGGAAGCAGUCCCUUCGUUUUCCCUUUAACUGCAGUAUUGCCUGUGUAUUUAAUCUAGAAAAGUCUGAACAACCUCUGGAAAACCACUUUUCUUAAAAUAUGAGGAGAGCCACUGCUUUUCUUUCUGUUUUCUCUUGAAAUACUUGACAAGAUAUAGACCUGCAAACCCAUAUGGUGCUCAGGAGCUUUGACCUGGUCAAAUAUUUUCAUUAAAGCUCUUCAGUUGUGCUUUUUAAAGAGUCCCCAGCAUUUCUAAAUUCCCUAUGAUAUAGUAGUGACCCCUGAAGAAAAUGUUAAGGUUUACACUGGAAAUGCUCUCAGCAAAACUAAUAUGUGUCUUGGCUCUCCAUGCUCUCAUGAGUUUUUCAGACUGGACCUUGUUCUAGAAUAAUUUCAACUCCCCCAUGAUCUGAUGGUGCAUGUGCAUUAGAAUAUGUGUUUUAACUUCUUAAUUUUCAUUUUCAUUCCCAUUGUUCUGAUAUGUAACUGCUCCCAACAAGCAGGUCUCAUUGUCCCUGGUGUGUGACAAGUUACCCACUUUGGAGUCCUGUUCCUUCGGCCUGAAGCCUUCCCUGAGCCGGCCCAAUCUGAACCUUGAAGGUCUGGCUCAAGGUGCAGUGUUAGCAAUGGUCCCUCUCUAAAGAUGAUUCUAUUUUGUUGAGUGUUAGAAUACACGAGAGUAUUUUUCCCAACUGUACAGUGUGUGCAUCAACUCCUUUUUUCAGUUCAGAUUUUUUUAAGAGAGCUCUAAGUUUGCCAUUGAAGUUCUUGGUACCAGUAAUCCAUAAACUUGUUGUUCCUCUCAGAGCAGCAUGUUACAGAUGACUGUGGGGUUUGUUUUUUGAGUUGAUAAUAUUAACUCCUUUCACUUCUAAAUACUGAGUUGUUAAACUAGUAGAUGGAAUUAACAGUCUGGGGUGAUUAAUUUGGUAUUAAUUUCUUUGUUGUGACAGCUUUGCAUGGAGUUUUUUAAAUGUAACAAACUUAAGCUCUCCUACAUUUAAUAUUUGUAUAUUUUAAAAUAAAAUAAAGUUGAUAGUUAACAGGUUUUCAAAAUUUCUUAAGAGUAACUUUAUACUGACAAUCAUUUCUUCCAACCUUUACAGAAGUAUGGCUGCAGUCUCCCUGCUAGAGGCAGCCAUCUUCUCAUCUGCUAAUCAUAUUUUUGCAGGCACACCUUGGAGAUACUGCGGGCUUGGUUCCCAACCAUCAUAGUAAACAAGUAUCACAAUAAAGCAAAUCGUGAUAUUUUUGCUGGGAGAGGGUCUUGCCUUCAAUUUAUAAAAAAAAGCAACACCAGCGGAGCUCAAUAAAAUAAAUUGCAAUAAAA